AUGGCCUCUUUGAUUGCUCGUCUUAAUGACAUUUCAGGCCAAAUCGACGAGGUCAGAAAGAUUUGCCAGGUACCCUCUAUUUCCUAUGGAGUGAUCCACGAUGGCGAGGUCGUUUUGACGAAAAGUGUCGGAUUCCGAGACGAGCAUCAGAAACUCGAGGCGAACCCAGACAGUAUUUACAUGAUCGGUUCUUGCUCGAAGAUGUUUGCAUCAGCUGCAGCGGGGAUAUUGGUCGAUGAAGGAAAGCUACACUGGCUAGAUCCGAUCUCAAAACAUCUUUCUGACUUCAAUCCUGCUGGAGACGCGAACAUUGGCAAAAAAGCAGACAUUAUCGACGGAUUUCGACACUCUACCGGUUUGGCAUGUCCGCAGCUACUUUGCUUAGGACCCCAUGGAACUAUUAUCAAUGACGAAACCGACUAUAUCCGUCUCCUGAACGCCAUGCCGACAGCGAACCAUGAAGGGCAGCGAUUCAAUUCUUGGUGGAUGUACAACAACUAUCCCUAUGGAUUAAUGGCUAAGGUCAUUGAAAAAGCCAGCGGUAGCCGAUACGCUCACUUUCUAAAAGAACGAAUAUUGAGCCCACUUGGGAUGUCCAGAACGGCGGUCUUUAAGUCCGAUAUUAGAGACGAUGACAACAUUGCAUAUCCCCACUUUCCUCUAAGUGAUGGAAGGUUUGCCCAAGUUUCCGCAGACGCAUGGCCAUGUGAUGAUCAUUCACCCAUGCUUGCAGCAAUGGGAAUGCGGAGCAGUCUUAAUGACAUGCUCACUUGGUCAAAGGCGGUGCUUGCUGCGGAGUGGAAUGAGAACCUGACGGGUGACUGCAAGGUUAAAGAGGGUCCGAGUCCAAGCCCUUUGAAACAGAUGAACAAGAUUCGAACGGGGUAUUGGACAAGGCCGGUUGAUGAUAAAUUCCAGAACGAAGCGGAAUAUUGCCUAGGUUGGCUUCGAGUAACGAUUCCCUCGUCUAUGCUAGGUCUGCUGAGCUUCAAUGGAAUGAUGCGAAAGGAGAAGGCGCAUUUGGACAAUAUUCUUGGAGCUGAAUCAAAGAAGCGCUUGGCAAUUGGGCAUAAUGGGCUGAUGCCCGGGUCCUCAGCCGUUGUAUAUACGUUUCCUGAGACCCGAAGUGGUGUUGUUGUCUUGUCAAAUGGCAUUGGACUAGCCGACGCUAGCGAAUUCACCGCACAACUGCUUAUCCAGGCCUUGUUUGACUUGCGCCCGCAUAUCGACUUAAUGCCGUUAAUCAAAAUGGAAACGGACCUCCGAAGAGACUGGUAUCAGACUGAGCUUCUAGGACCUUGGCUAGCAAACCGAAAACCACACGACCAGGAACGACAGAGACAGCUUUAUAUUGGUGAUUACAAAGGGUUUGAUGAUACCGCCACAUUGAGCAUCCUUCCAAAAGGAGGAAAUACGGGCUCAGAUCCAGCACUGACUGUGAUUUUCAACCAUCAUGCUAAGACAAUCUGUGAUUUGGGCUUUUAUAAGCAGGAUACCUACAGCUUUAUGCCAACUUCAUAUGACAAUUGGAAGACAAGCUCAACAUUGAGCUGGAACGAUUAUCGGAGAACUCUCCUGGUCUUCCAUUUGGAUGAAAGUGAAACGGAGGUAGUGGGACUUGAGUGGACCUGGGACGAGGACGAGAAACCAGCUUGGAUGAAGAAGAUUUCCGAUUCGAGGACCCAGGACUGA
Molecule: messenger RNA, 1692 nt
Organism: Penicillium verrucosum
Lineage: Eukaryota; Fungi; Ascomycota; Eurotiomycetes; Eurotiales; Aspergillaceae
Product: serine hydrolase domain-containing protein
Exons: 1
Coding region: 1-1692 (563 amino acids)
Source: RefSeq, a predicted model, not a curated record